Molecule: messenger RNA, 3482 nt
Organism: Athalia rosae (coleseed sawfly)
Lineage: Eukaryota; Metazoa; Arthropoda; Insecta; Hymenoptera; Athaliidae
Product: protein fem-1 homolog CG6966
Exons: 9
Coding region: 623-2500 (625 amino acids)
Molecular function (GO): protein binding
Source: RefSeq, a predicted model, not a curated record
GCACGGUUAGUCUAACCUUCUGGCGUUCGCUAGUCUGAUUGUGAGCUGACUUUGGUGGCAGCAGGCGCGACGAGCGACGAGCUGUGGAGGAAGAAGCAAAUGCAGCGGCGCGACAGGAGAGGAGGAAGAACAACGAUCGAUGCUGGAGUUGUUAGUACUUUAGUAGUCCCGGGCGACAGGGCAAAGAAGUAGCGAGCGCGCGGCUCCCUCUUUAGAGGUAUUUUAAUUCAACUGUGAUGAUGUGUUGAAGGAUAGCUGCGAACAGAGCGCGUGUCUUAUCGUUAAAAAUAUCUCCAUGAGCUGCCCAAAAUCGUGACACAAGUUGCCAGCAUCCUCUUCGUCGUCAAUGAAAAAACAUUUGAAGCAAGAGGUGGUAUAGCCUGGUCAGCGGUUGAGCGAGUCUUCGUAGAGUUUCCUUCGACGACUUUGACUUCCUUUGCACCUAUAGUGUUUCUCUGACAAUCGAAAAGUACACCCCGGAGAUCCCAAUAACCAAGAAACCAGGACUCGGGAAUCCAUUCCUCGGUUGCUUCGCUCCUCGACGAGACAAAGAACCCGCAGCUGACACGAAUAAGGGGGAUUUUCAAAACAGCAGGCACAUUGUGCCCCGUAGUAUGAAAAUAUGGAUAUUAAAAGCUUCGUUUAUCAAGCAGCGAGAGAUGGAAAACUGAAACGUUUGAAGGUAUUUUUGGAUCACCGAAAUCAGGAUGAGGUAGGACAAUUGGUAAGCGCCAAAACUCAUGGCGCCACUCCUCUCGUGAUGGCCUGCAGGAACGGGCACUACGACGUAGCCGAGUACCUCAUCGAAAAGUGCGAUGCCGAUAUCGAGCAACCGGGAUCAGUAGUAUUCGAUGGCGAGACGAUAGAAGGUGCACCUCCGUUGUGGUGUGCAGCUGCUGCAGGCCAUUCUGCAUUGGUGAAGUUACUCGUUAGAAGCGGUGCCAAAGUUAAUUCCACUACAAAAACUAAUUCCACACCCCUCAGGGCGGCAUGCUUCGACGGACAUUAUGAAAUCGUUCAUUAUCUCGUCCAGAACGGCGCUGACAUCGAGGUCCCAAACAGACACGGACACACGUGUCUGAUGAUCGCCUGCUACAAAGGACACAUAAGAAUUGUAAGAUACCUCUUAGCGAUGAAGGCGGACGCGAAUAGAAAAUCCGUGAAGGGUAAUACCGCGCUUCAUGAUUGCGCGGAAAGAGGAUCGUUAGAAAUUUUAAAAGUUCUCGUGGAACACGGGGCUCGAAUGGAUGUGGAUUCCUAUGGAAUGACUCCUUUACUGACGGCAGCCGUUACAGGCCACACACACAUGGUUGAGCAUCUGAUAGGAAUGCGACAUUUAGUCGGGCGCAAGGAAAGAAUAGACGCCUUAGAAUUAUUGGGUGCGACCUACGUCGACAAAAAAAGAGAUAUGAUAGGUGCAAUGGAGCUUUGGAAGAAAGCGAUGGAAGAAAGGUACUCGGAACAUCCAAUCAUGGCAAAACCGACGCCACCACCAGCGGUAGCUGCCUAUGAUUUCGCCCGUGAAAUUACUGACCCCGAAGCGUUGGAUCAGUUGCUGGCCGAUCCGGACGAAACUCGAAUGCAGGCGCUGGUCAUUAGGGAGAGAAUAUUAGGCCCGGCCCAUCCUGACACGAGCUAUUAUAUCCGAUAUAGAGGCGCGGUUUACGCCGAUGCUGGUAAAUUUGGACGUUGCAUCGAACUCUGGAAUUACGCCCUGGAUAUGCAACACAGCAUUUUAGAACCAUUGAACCCGAUGACCCAAAGCUCUCUGUUUAGUUUUGCCGAACUCUUCAGUUUCAUGACCGGGGAAGAGGGGAGACAAACAAUCAGAGGUCGUAGAGUACCGCCUGUCGAGCGGAAGGAACUUGUCAGAGUCUUCAACAAAGCGGUUGUUGAAGUAAAAUUGGGAAAACAAAUGCUCGAAAAAGUACCGGCCUGCGAACGUGAUUUGAGUUUUUUGAACAGAGUAUUGGUUAUAACGCUACACUUGGCUUGUUUAUUAACGCACCAAACACCUCCACCCGAUACAGAGGAGCACAGAGAACUACAUGAAGCGAUAUACGACCUCGUCAGAAUAAACGCAAAGGGUAAACAGGGACGGGAUGCUCUACAGUUGGCGUGCAGCCGAGAUGCGACGGUGGUAGGGAGGUAUCCGGCUUGUGAAUUCCCAUCUCCACAUUUGGCAAAAGCUCUAUUGAAAACGGGUGCCGAUGUUCAUGCUCGGGAUGUCGAUGGAAACACCGCCCUUCACCUCGCUGCAUUAUCCCAUCCUUGUCCACCGGCAUUAGCGACGACGUUACUCGAUGCCGGUGCACAUCUAGACGCUGUUAAUGGAGAUGGAAAAACUUUCGAGAUGCUGCUUAAAGAUCAAAGUAUUUACGAUGUCGUUGAACCACUCAAGUAUACAACACUCGCUUGUUUGGCAGCCAGAGUAAUAAGGCGGACUCACAAAAAUCCAGACAUCCCUAAACAUCUCAAAGCAUUCGUAGAGAUGCACUAGUAUAAAUCCAUACUAGAUAUGUUGUCUCAUGGUAAGAACUCUUUACGCUGCCACGAUUGCCUUUCAUUUAACAUCUUUUAGAGAUGAUAUUUAUAUAUUAUUUCUGCGGUAUCCGUAGAUGGGAACUGUAAGUUGAAAAGCGAUCGAUCAAUUGAAGGCAAAAUGGGAAAAGAAAUAAUAAUAACUUGAGAUGCGACUGAUUGCUAAACGAUCCAUUAUUAUAAACCGUACGCAUCUAGGUAGCUUAGUUCUUCAUAAUAUUGUCACGAUGUUGAGUCACUUUGGCAGGAUGUGCGGCCGAUUGCUUAUCGUCAAUCAGGUUACAUUCGACCCAUGGAGACAACCUUUCUGGUAUAAAUGUUAAUGCAUUACUGAUCACUUGAUUCCUGAUCCUAAAGCUAGAUCGUAAUUUUAUCAAACAAGAGUGCUGUACUAAAAAAAUUGUCGUGAGAAGUUGAAAACUUCUUGGUAUGGUAACCUUGACAGCUCACAACGCCCCUUAUAAAUAAACCCCACACAAGCCAUACUAUUAAUACUUAAACACAUUAUUGUUAUUUAAUCAUAGAAUAUAAUGAGCGUCAAAUUAACAGUUGCAUUAUCCAAAAAUUACCUCUUCACUACACUCUACACAAAUAAAUGAAUAAAUAAAUAAUUGAUGAAUUGAUAAUUAUUAAAACUAUAUUUCUGGCAUAACCGCGACACCAUUGAAUAAUAAUGUAUUUUCUCAACUUUUUCUUUAACUUUAGAUUUGAAUGAUAGAUCAGUUCAGAGAUUGUGCGUUGAGUUUUCGAGUAAAAAUUUAUGUUUGCUAAAUAAUUAUUGAUAAGUCAGGUGAGACAAUUAUAUAACGUGCAAUGGAACUUUCAGCCUUGUAUAACUCGGUUAAUUUCAUUUUGAAAUGUGAUAAUAAAAAAAAUAUAUAUAUGAAAUAUUGUUUUGUAAUGUAAAGACUGUUUGAAAAUACAAACGUGUUAUUGAAAUA